Molecule: messenger RNA, 1854 nt
Organism: Microplitis mediator
Lineage: Eukaryota; Metazoa; Arthropoda; Insecta; Hymenoptera; Braconidae
Product: RCC1 domain-containing protein 1-like
Exons: 2
Coding region: 179-1204 (341 amino acids)
Source: RefSeq, a predicted model, not a curated record
UCACAAAAAAAUGUAACCUACUAAAUUUCUUAAAAGUUGGCAACUCCAAAAAAAUAUAUCAAUCCUCUGACGUGAAAUUAGACAACCUUCAAUCACAUGGUCAGAAAAUUAGUCAAAGUAAAACCAUAAAAAUUUGCCUACACAGGUUAUAAAAAAUAUUUAUAUCGCCAACCUAACCAUGUUUUAUUACGCCGGGUUUAAUGUGAAUCCCAGUAUUAUUUCCAGUCACAAUGAAAGCCCUGUAGUCGACAAAUUCAGUAAAGUAACAAUUGAUGGCAUCACAGACAUAACCAUAGGAUGGAACUAUUUUUUGAUAUGGAAAAAAAAUACAGUAUUUCUAUCAGAAAAGUAUAUAACCAACGAAGCCAAUCUGAAAGAAUUGUCAAUACCAGGACAGACAUCAACGAAAUUUAUCAGCGGAAUCGCCGGAAAAUUUUCAAUAACUUUGAUGUCAACAGACAAAGAAAUAUGGCGAUAUAAAUUGUACAGCAACGAAUGGAAAAAAGUUGAUAAUUUUAUUGCCAAUGAUGAGUUUGUUGUUAAAAUAGACGAAGCGAAUCACAGCAUCGUGGCCUUGACAAAUUUCGGUAGAGUUUACAAUAUUCCAAAUCUGGUCGAAAUGCCUCCAAGUUUCGAAAAAAGUUCUAGAUGUACAGACAUUGCGUGCGGAUUUGAACAUACGUUAAUGUUAACAAACAAUGGAGAAGUUUACUCGUCAGGUGGCGGUAGUAGAGGGCAGUUAGGACACGACGAUUUAGAAAAUUCUGAUGAGCCAUCAUUAAUAGAAGCAUUAACUGGUUUAAUUGUCAUUAAAAUCGCGGCUGGCGGGUGGCACAAUGCUGUCAUUACUUCAGACAAUGACUUGUACACUUGGGGAUGGAAUACAAAUGGAGAACUUGGGUUAAUUAAUUCAGAAAAAGUCGUCGCUGUGCCUACGAUUGUUGACUUUUAUGAUGACGAUAAUAAAAGAGUAAUUGAGGAUAUUAAAGUCAGAGACGUUCAUUGCGGAAAUAAUUUUACCGUUUGUGUGACAGAUGACGGACAGCUCUGGGGAUGUGGGUCCAAUAAAUAUGGACAGUUGGGUCUUGCUCAAUUUUCUGGGACUAGUAAAAAUAAAUUUGUUAAGCUGAAUGUUAAUCUUCAUAGUAAGAAUAUUAAUUAUGUUAAAUGCCGGGAAUGGAGUACGAUUAUUAAUGUUAGAUAAUUUAUAUUGCGAUACAUUUUUUUGCACAACUCAAUUGCGAAGUAGAUGUUCUGCUAACUCUUAUUUGGUCCCAGCUGAUUUACUCAUGUAAAAAGUAUAUGUACACUUAAAAUAUGAUCUAGAACAAAAUUUGUACCAUUUGGAAGAUAAUUUAUUAAUGAAUAAAACGAAGUCAAUUUUAAGUCACUGUUUUUAAAAAAGUUUGUGAUAUCUGUCGAUAUGUACGGAUGUUGAUAAAUACAAUAAUUUCAAAAAUAUACAACCGCCUGAUAACCAGACUUUGUGAUCAGAAAGUUGAUGUCAAUUAGUUGCGACCAAUUUAAUGACAAAUUGUUGACAACUCUCAGCUUUUGUAAGAGUUGACUACAAGUUGUUACCAAAUUUCCUAUAAAAUUGGCAGCAAUCUACUGCCGCAACUUGUCACCAACUUUCUAAGAAAAUUAGGCAACUUUUGAGAUGUCAACUUUCUUAGAAGUUGGCGGCAAGUUGCCAUCAACUUUAAUUAUAAUUAAUAAAAACUUAAAACUGACAAUUCGUGAAAAAAUUUAGCUGCCAUUUUUUUGCAUAUAGGAGCGUUAUCUAUUAAUCACUUUUUGAAUGAGCAAAUGAGUUGUACACUUUUGGAUUUUCCAACUUUUUUUAUAUGAAUG